Messenger RNA from Rana temporaria (common frog), 1667 nucleotides. It is a transcript of the gene CIBAR1, whose product is annotated as CBY1 interacting BAR domain containing 1. The transcript has 9 exons. Gene Ontology annotation, biological process: cilium assembly. Gene Ontology annotation, cellular component: ciliary basal body; ciliary transition zone. The coding region runs from base 239 to 1075 and encodes 278 amino acids. NCBI's taxonomy places the organism in Eukaryota, Metazoa, Chordata, Amphibia, Anura, Ranidae. The record is from RefSeq and is a predicted model, not a curated record.
GUUGCCUCGGUGACGGGCUGUAGAGGGCGGAACUACGGUGGCGAUGCUGGAGGAUGCGCCAUCAUCAACAUGAGCCAGACGCCGGAGGCCAGGGCUAGGUGAGGGCUGUGUGGGUGAUGGUAGGGGCUGUGUGAGAGUAUUGGAGAGCCAGCUCUGUACAGACAGCCCGGGGGAAGGAGGCCAGCCUGGUCCUUACUGUGUGUUCAUAGAGGCCUCAUCUCAUUCUACACAGGAAGACAUGUUCCUCUCUCCCAGGGACAAUCAGACAAGGCAAAUUCAAGAAACGGUUACCAAUGUGGAGAAGCACUUUGGUGACCUGUGCCAAAUCUAUGCUGGUUACGUGCGUAAAACUGCCAGAUUGCGGGACAAGGCAGAUCUCCUGGUGAGAGAGGUCCAUGCGUAUGCGGACACUGAAACGCCAAACCUUAAACGUGGGUUGAAGGGGUUUGCUGAUGAACUUGCCAAACUUCAGGAUUAUCGCCAAGCAGAGGUUGAACGACUUGAAGCCAAAGUGGUUGAACCAUUGAAAAGCUAUGGUUCCAUCAUUAAGCUUAAAAGGGAGGACCUUAAAGUGACGUUAACUGCUCGGAAUCGAGAAGCAAAGCAAAUGUCUCAGCUGGAGAAAACUCGCCAGAGAAACCCAUCAGAUCGGCAAAUCAUUUCACAGGCUGAAACAGAGCUACAAAGAGCCACGAUGGAUGCUGCACGAAUAAGCCGCCAACUUGAGGAAACAAUUGAUAAUUUUGAAAAGCAGAAAAUUAAAGACCUAAAGAAAAUAUUUGGAGAAUUUGUCACCGUCGAAAUGGUGUUCCAUGCGAAGGCUUUGGAGGUACUGACUGCCGCCUUUCAUCAUAUUGAAGAUAUUGAUGAGGAGGAGGAUUUAGAGGUUUUCAGAAGUUCUCUGCACCCACCAGAUUUUCAGUCUCGACUUGACAUUGUACGUGCCAAUUCAAAAACAGGAUCCAUGAAACAGACGUCCUCCUCCUUCUCGCAAUCUUCAGUGAGUCGACGCAAAAAAGAAGAGGAUGACGACCUAGAUGAAGAUGAUGAUGGGUCAACUGAAGAGGAAAACUGACAUUCCAAAUCCCAUGUUUUUUUGUCUUUCUCUUUUUUAGAGGGUGGGGGGAUGAGACAACUGGCUUGUUUUAUAUAAGAAAAUUAUAAAACGUCAGAAUCUGAAAUCUUCAUCUACAAUACAGAUGAUCUGAGAUCAUAUCUUCAGCUACACUACAGAUGAAGUAACUUCUGGGUCAGCAUGAAAUCAAGUUCUACCCAUGUAAUGGUUUAAGGACAUCACAGAUAUGUGAUAUCUGAAGUGUAAAAAAGUUGGUUACUCUUCUAAUUUCUUUCAAUCGCUAAGCUCUUGGACUUUCUGACAAGACAUUCUGUUCUACUUUAAGUAUGGUGUUUGUCCUGUUGUGCUGUUUUUUUGUUUGUUUUUGUUUUUAUGAUUUUUUAUUUUUUUUAAGAAUGAGGGAGAAAUCCUAUCACUAUGUGUGUGCAGACUUUGGGUUAAUUUUUUUAUUCUCUAGCCUUAAAAGGAAAAUAAACUGUAAGGCCCCCUUUCACGUGCUUGCAGCAGUCCGCCAGCUCAUUGGGAGAUCUCUGUUGAUCUCCGCUGAGCUGGAGGAUGACGGGUCCCCCUCUGCUCACUGAGCAGGGAGGGG